Cervus elaphus (red deer) is the source of this 725-nucleotide messenger RNA. Its product is annotated as ubiquitin-conjugating enzyme E2 E1-like. The record is from RefSeq and is a predicted model, not a curated record. Gene Ontology annotation, cellular component: nucleus. Lineage: Eukaryota; Metazoa; Chordata; Mammalia; Artiodactyla; Cervidae. Gene Ontology annotation, biological process: protein polyubiquitination. The transcript has a single exon. The coding region runs from base 1 to 687 and encodes 228 amino acids. Gene Ontology annotation, molecular function: ubiquitin conjugating enzyme activity.
AUGAAAUGUACCAUUUUAGCAGCCGCAGCAGCAGCCGCCGCGGUGGCACAGAGCAGCCAGACACAAAGAGAGGGGCUGUUUGCGGGGUGUGGCAGGGGGUUCGCUACGUCGGAUGACGAUUCGAGGGCCAGCACCAGGUCCUCCUCGUCUUCGUCUUCCAACCAGCAAACCGAGAAAGAAGCAAACACCCCCAAGAAGAAGGAGAGCAAAGUCAGCAUGAGCAAAAACUCCAAACUCCUCUCCACCAGCGCCAAGAGGAUUCAGAAGGAGCUGGCGGACAUCACUCUAGAUCCUCCGCCCAACUGCAGCGCUGGUCCCAAAGGCGACAACAUCUACGAGUGGAGGUCCACCAUCCUCGGGCCCCCGGGCUCCGUGUACGAGGCCGGCGUGUUCUUCCUCGAUAUCACGUUCACACCGGAGUACCCCUUCAAGCCUCCAAAGGUUACAUUUCGGACAAGAAUCUAUCACUGUAAUAUUAACAGUCAAGGAGUUAUUUGCUUGGACAUUUUGAAAGAUAAUUGGAGCCCAGCACUAACCAUUUCUGAAGUCCUUCUUUCUAUCUGUUCACUUCUCACAGACUGUAAUCCUGCCGACCCCUUGGUGGGCAGUAUUGCCCCUCAGUAUAUGACCAACAGAGCAGAACAUGACAGAAUGGCCCGAGAGUGGACCAAGCGAUACGCUACAUAAACCGGGCUCUCACAGCGCUUUACAUUGUCUGUCACAGA